This is a messenger RNA of Puccinia graminis f. sp. tritici CRL 75-36-700-3, 411 nucleotides long. RefSeq lists its product as uncharacterized. Lineage: Eukaryota; Fungi; Basidiomycota; Pucciniomycetes; Pucciniales; Pucciniaceae. The record is from RefSeq and is a predicted model, not a curated record. The coding region runs from base 1 to 411 and encodes 136 amino acids. The transcript has 3 exons.
AUGUUCGAGGUCAGAAGCUCGGGUAUCGGGGGUCCAAGCCCAAAGUGGUGGCUCAACUCCUUCGAAGUUGGAGUCUCUUCGCCAAAAUUCAACCGACCAUCAUCAAACUAUUUACGACAACUGCACCCUAGUCGACCUUUGAUCAGAGCCUCCCUUUGUGUGACCGUCCUAGCCGACCACAUCCUCCUACCAAAAAUCAUGGAACCCGACUUUCAUCCGUCGGUUCAACAGCUCAAAGCGAUCCUUCAAGACCCAAAAGAUUCCUGCACGUUUGUAUCUACCCACGGGAAAAACCCUCAGCUCAUUCCUUACCUGAUCCAAUUACUCUGGUGCCACUGCAAACGCUCACCUUUUUUCUUAUAUUCUUGGAGAAUAUAUUUUAGCCGUCAAAUAACGAGGAAGGGUUAUUAG